CUUCUUCAGUUCUCAGUGCUUCUAGUGAUCCUUAGCUCUUUUUGUUCAUCAAAAUGGCUAAUUAUGGGUUCUCACUCCUGAAACUUUCAGCUCUGCUAGCUUUUCGCUCUCUCGUUUUCGAGCCCGUUGCUUGUUUCAAUCCCAAGCUAUUGAAUUUAUCAUCUUCAGCUUCUCCGACGGAGUCCUGGCCCUCUGCUGGAGCUACUUGGUAUGGAAGUGCCAACGGCGAUGGAAGUGAUGUUGCGGCUGGUAACCCUAACCUGUUCAAAUCUGGCAAAGGCUGUGGUGCUUGCUUCCAGGUGAAAUGCACCUGCAAUGCUGCGUGCUCUGGCAAUCCGGUGACGGUCGUUAUAACUGACUCGUGCCUCGGCGGCCCGUGCCUUGCGGAGCCCGUGCAUUUAGACAUGAGCGGGACAGCUUUCGGCGCCAUGGCUGUUCAGGGGCAGGCUGAUCAGCUUCGCGAUGCCGGGGUGCUUCAGGUCCAGUACACUAAGGUCGAGUGCAAUUACCCAGGUGUUGACAUCGCUUUCCACGUCGACGCUGGGUCCAACCCCAACUACUUCGCCGUCGUUGUUGAGUACGAGGGAGGCGACGGUGAUCUCGGAGCCCUUGACCUCCAUCAAGGAUCCCAAUCACCAUCAUCAUCGUCAUCGUCAUGGAUGUCGAUGCAGCAAUCAUGGGGUGCAGUCUGGAAGCUAAACUCAGGAUCGGCAUUGCAAGCGCCGUUCUCGCUGAGGCUUACGUCGCUGUCGACGGGGAAGACGCUGGUGGCGAACAAUGCUGUUCCGGUCGGGUGGCAGCCCGGGAAGACUUAUCGCUCUUUUGUUAAUUACAGUGAUUAGGGUUAGUGCCUAAUUAACUAGAGUAUUGUUGUGUUGUGAGAAUUAUAGGGAAAUAAUGAUGAUGAGAAUAUAAGGGAGGUUGGUGGAGGAUUAAGUUUGUUUGUCUUGUCUUGUUAACGUUAAUAUGUGUUUUUCAACGUCGUAUUCAC
Messenger RNA from Asparagus officinalis (garden asparagus), 991 nucleotides. RefSeq names its product expansin-B15-like. The transcript is spliced from 4 exons. Gene Ontology annotation, biological process: sexual reproduction. Lineage: Eukaryota; Viridiplantae; Streptophyta; Magnoliopsida; Asparagales; Asparagaceae. The record is from RefSeq and is a predicted model, not a curated record. The coding region runs from base 54 to 842 and encodes 262 amino acids. Gene Ontology annotation, cellular component: extracellular region.